This is a messenger RNA of Cinclus cinclus, 2168 nucleotides long. RefSeq names its product RecQ like helicase (gene RECQL). Lineage: Eukaryota; Metazoa; Chordata; Aves; Passeriformes; Cinclidae. The coding region runs from base 186 to 2168 and encodes 660 amino acids. The transcript has 15 exons. The record is from RefSeq and is a predicted model, not a curated record. Gene Ontology annotation, molecular function: four-way junction helicase activity; nucleic acid binding; ATP binding. Gene Ontology annotation, cellular component: cytoplasm; chromosome. Gene Ontology annotation, biological process: double-strand break repair via homologous recombination.
CAUCCAUCCCGCUCCAUCCUGCAUCCGCCGAGCCACGGCUUCCCUGCCCGCCCAUCCAUCCGUCCAUCUAUCCUGCCCCGUCCUGCAGCCCUACUGAGUUGGUGCUUCCGGCCUGGCGAGCACCGUGCUCUCAGCUGGCGUGUGGUGACAGUUGCUUGGUUAAAUAAGAUCUUUAAUCUCCAAAGAUGACAGCUGUUGCAGUGCUAGAGGAAGUGCUGGUGUCAAUUGAGAAUGAGCUGCAAGCAGUGGAGAUGCAGAUACAAGAACUUGUGGAUAAGCAGCAAGAACUCCUUCAAAAAAAGACGAGAGUAAAAAAUCUAAUAAAACAGUCCUCAGGAGACUUGGAGGCAGGUGGAAGUAAAGACACUGAAACCUCAGCUGAGGAAUGGAACAAAAUAGAUUUUCCAUGGUAUGAGAAGCUAAAAACUGCACUGCAGAGCAAAUUUAAACUCCAUAAGUUUAGAUCACUGCAACUUGAGACAAUAAAUGCUGCAAUGGCAGGAAAGGAUAUAUUUCUUGUCAUGCCUACAGGUGGUGGGAAGAGCCUUUGUUACCAGUUACCAGCUGUCUGUUCUGAUGGUUUCACACUGGUGAUAUGUCCUUUAAUAUCUCUCAUGGAAGAUCAGCUCAUGGUUUUGGAACAGCUUGGUGUCUCUGCAGCUUUAUUAAAUGCUUCAAGCAGCAAGGAACAUGUGAAGUGGGUCCACAUGGAAAUGCUGAAGAGGAAUUCACAACUGAAGCUCAUUUAUGUGACCCCUGAGAAGAUUGCAAAGAGCAAAAUGUUCAUGUCCAAGCUGGAGAAGGCUUAUCAGGCUGGAUGCCUGGCUCGCAUCGCUGUGGAUGAGGUGCAUUGCUGCAGUCAGUGGGGCCACGACUUCAGGCCUGACUACAAGUCUCUUGGUAUCCUUAAAAGACAGUUUCCCAAUACUCCCUUGAUUGGAUUGACAGCAACAGCUACCAAUCAUGUUUUAAAGGAUGCUCAGAACAUUUUGCACGUUCAGAAGUGCAUUACUUUUACUGCUUCCUUCAACCGACCCAACCUUUACUAUGAGGUUCGGCAUAAGCCUUCAAAUAACGAAGAUUUCAUUGAGGACAUAGUUAAGACAAUUAAUGGAAGAUACAAAGGACUGUCAGGAAUUGUUUACUGCUUUUCUCAGAAGGAUUCUGAGCAAGUUACUGUGAGUUUGCAGAAACUGGGAAUCAAGGCAGGGACUUACCAUGCAAACAUGGAUGCCAAAUAUAAAACUAAAGUUCAUAAAGGAUGGGCAACAAAUCAAAUUCAGGUUGUAGUGGCAACUGUUGCUUUUGGCAUGGGAAUUGAUAAACCUGAUGUGAGGUUUGUAAUUCAUCAUGCUAUGAGCAAGUCCAUGGAGAACUACUACCAAGAGAGUGGACGUGCAGGUAGAGAUGACCAAAAAGCUGACUGCAUUUUGUAUUAUGGGUUUGGCGAUAUAUUCAGAAUCAGCUCAAUGGUGGUGAUGGAAAAUGUUGGCCAAGAGAAACUAUAUGAUAUGGUAUCUUAUUGCCAAAAUAUGAACAAGUGCCGCCGAGAACUCAUAGCCCACCACUUUGAUGAAGUGUGGGAUUCUGCAAACUGCAAUAGAAUGUGUGAUAACUGCUGUAGAGAGAAUGCAUGUGAGAAGAUGGAUGUAACAGGAUACUGCAGGGAUCUAAUAAAGAUCCUUGAGCAAGCUGACAGCAUGAGUGAGAAACUCACCCCACUGAAAUUAGUUGAUGCCUGGUCUGGGAAAGGUGUGUCCAAAUUCAGGGUGCCUGAAGUUACUCCACCCAAGCACCCUCGAGAGGAGCUGGAGAGAAUUAUUGCCCAUUUACUGCUGCAGCAGUAUCUAAAGGAGGAUUUCAGCUUCACAGCCUUUGCUACAAUAUCCUACCUGAAGGUGGGACCCAAAGCCUGGCUGCUGAAAAACGAGGGACAUGUCAUCACCAUAGAAGGGAUAAGAAACAGAAGUGUUUUCAAGGUCAAACCAUCUCAAUCUUCAGAUUCAAAAGGAAGCAGAGAAAAGGCCCAGACUGGAUCCAAGACUGUCCAAGAUUCAGUGAUGAAGAAAUCACAGGAACAUAAACGGCCCAGCUGUGGUUCUAACUUAAAAGCAAAAAAGCCUAAGCUUCAGGCAGGUGGAAAUGACCAACCACUAGUUAUUGACUGA